AUGGACCACGGGCUUCUCCUUUACAUUGGGUCGCAGCUUGACUUUGACACGGAGCAAAGUUCUACUGUAAUUGGAGCGAGUUGUGUUGGUAGUGAUGUUGAUGCUGUCUUAUUGGUUCCUCAUUUCGUUGAACAUGAGGAUUUCUUCUCUUCUUUCAUUCAAACACUUAAGGAUCUGAAUGUCGAAGACUUAUUAGGUGUUCCAGAGACGUUAGUUCCUCUAAUAAAAAUGAAAUUUGAAGGAAUCGUGAUUGACAUGGCUAUGAGUCGAUUAAACUCCUCGACGGUACCUGUUCCUUUGGAUUUCAAUCAACCUCCUGAGGAACUUUACUUUGGCGUAGAUCAUGCAUCGAUACGAGGUCUUUCAGGGGUGCAUCUUGCGCGCGAGCUGAGGGAGCUCGUGCCUUGUUACCCAUCUUUUAUCCAAUUGAUUAAGGCUAUAAAGCUGUGGGUAUCACGAAGAGCCAUCGGCCAGUAUGUUUACGGAUUUCCUUCAAGUAUUGCCUGGACAAUCAUGGCUGCUUACAUAUGCAAGAAAGUCCAUUCCAAGGUUAGAUUAGCAUUUAUGAAUGUUUCACAUGUAAAUCUAUACUAUUUUGGCUUGCAUUAUGCACGAAAAAAUAUGGGACUUUAG
Protopolystoma xenopodis is the source of this 633-nucleotide messenger RNA. The record is from the annotation of a GenBank genome assembly. Lineage: Eukaryota; Metazoa; Platyhelminthes; Monogenea; Polystomatidea; Polystomatidae.